GGGGGGAGUGGGGCGGGGAGUGGGAGGGGUGGGGGGAUUGUGUUGAGUUGUUGUGAGCGUGAGUGACUCGAGAGGAUGUGAUGUGAUGUGAUGUGGGUGGUAAGGUGUUCGGAUUGGGUUGGGUCUAGGAGUAAUAGGCGUUCGGCGCAAUAUGUAUGACUUGUGCUUGUGCUUGUGGGGGUUUCACGAUGGGGAUAAUGAUUCGCGGUGCUGCUUGCUUUUUUUUUGUGGGGGGAAGGGGGGUAUGGAUGCUCACUGAUGGAUGGUUUCGUGGUUUCAAAUUCACAAAUUCACAAAUAAUGCUCUUUCCUGCUCCUCCUCUAUUGUUCUGCCGCUGUUGUAAAUGCCUGGAACUGUUUGGAUGGAAUCUAUAGGAAUGAAGUCUUAGGCCGGGGUCGGUUCUUGCAAUGG
Messenger RNA from Tricharina praecox, 411 nucleotides. RefSeq lists its product as uncharacterized. The transcript has a single exon. Lineage: Eukaryota; Fungi; Ascomycota; Pezizomycetes; Pezizales; Pyronemataceae. Bases 156 to 374 code for a protein of 72 amino acids. The record is from RefSeq and is a predicted model, not a curated record.